AGAUUGCCAAUCUUCCAAGGUCCUUCUUCGUCGUUCCUAGUGCCGCUCCUGGCCUUGCAGCGUGAUCCCGUGUGGCAGUGCAAGAAGACACAGCCCAGCACACAAAAUGAAGGUAUUUAAUCUAAACUGACGCAAUCACCACCAGUACUUCAACUGUUCAAACCUGCGCUUCUGUUCGUGUAAUUGUAAUUGCACCACGCCAAUGUAAAUACAACUAAUGGCGGCCAUGUGAUGUUGACUGAUUUUCUGUUUAAACAUAUUGAUAGCGAUAGCUCUGAAAAAAAAACCACCAACAAAAAACCCCCCGAAAAAACAACAGCUCAACAAAUCAGUGAAAUGACUACAAGUCGGUUCUUUUCAUAUUUAAAUUGACCGUGUUAUUUCGUUUAUCGCUCAAAUAUUUAUGUGGUCCACUGUGUUGUCCACAGCGUCAACAGAGAGCUGGUUAUCGAACGUUACUGUAGCAACCAACGCGUCAUCGAUUGGGGAACAGUUCGACCCGUUAGCUGGGAUCAUGUGGAGGCUGCAAGAGGUAGGUCCUGCACUGCUGAUAGGUCAACCCUGGGAUCACGUGGAGGCCGCAAGAGUUAGGUCCCACAAUGGUGAUAGGUCAACUCUGGGAUCACGUGGAGGCUGAACGAGGUAGGUCCUGCACCGGUGAUAGGUCAACCCUGGGAUCACGUGGAGGCCGCAAGAGGUAGGUCAUACAUCAAUGAUAGGUCAACCCUGGGAUCACGUGGAGACUGCAAGAGGUAGGUCCUGCACUGGUGAUAGGUCACUCUGGGAUCGCGUGGAGGCCGCAAAAGGUAGGUCAUACAUCGAUGAUAGGUCAACCCUGGGAUCAUGUGGAGGCUGCAAGAGGUAGGUCAUACUCUAUGCUAUGUCAACCCUGGGAUCACGUGGAGGCCGCAAGAUGUAGGUCAUGCACUGGUGAUAGGUAAACUCUGGGAUCACGUGGAGGCCGCAAGAGGUAGGUCAUGCACUGGUGAUAGGUCAACCCUGGGAUCACGUGGAGGCCGCAAGAGGUAGGUCAUACAUUGGUGAUAGGUCAACCCUGGGAUCGCGUGGAGGCCGCAAGAGGUAGGUCAUACAUUGGUGAUACGCCCCAACUUUGGGAUGGUUUCAGAAAUGAAUAUCAGGAUGAGUAAAAGAGUUUGUAUUAAACAUGGAAGAGAAAUAUUGUCAAAAUUCAAAUGACCUAGUUUUUUGUCACUCAAAAAGAAGACGCAUUUAAGUUCUUUAAAUCUAUUUCAUAUCUCCCAUGCCUGUUUAAUUUGAAUUACAUAAAACUCAUUUUAAGGUAAACAAUUCCGGAUGUCAUAUGACGCAUUUAACAUUGUUUAACCCAAACAAUAAUGGGAGUAACUUUUAUAAAUGAUUGUUUUCAAUUAGUAUUUCGGAUUCACUGAAUCGGGUCCAUGAGCCCCGUAAUUGUAAAUACCAACAGUUUGAGCAUAUCAUUUGAUCCCAUUAUGUAUUUUCUCGAGGUGACUGACCGUAUCCCAGGUAUACUUGUAUUAUGUGGUUAUUGUUCAGUUAUUGGGACAUUGUUAUGAGGAUAAUUAAACAGUUCCUGCGCCGUAGUUAUGAGCAGAGGCUGUGCACUGUAAUGUAUGUUUUAUCACUGUACUUAUCCGACCAAAUAAAGAUAAAUAUCAAGGCGGAUUAAAACUUCCGAUACACUAAAGCAGGAUACGCCCGUGGCUUAACACUGUGCAAUCUCCCCCCCCCCCCCACAGAUGGCUGGCGCUCUGAUGGUGGCGUCCUUGGUGGAAGUGCUCCUCGGUGGUUUCGGUCUGCUGGGCCUCAUGCUACAUUUAUCACUGUACUUAUCCGACCAAAUAAAGAUAAAUAUCAAGGCGGAUUAAAACUUCCGAUACACUAAAGCAGGAUACGCCCGGGGCUUAACACUGUGCAAUCCCCCCCCCCCCCCCACAGAUGGCUGGCGCUCUGAUGGUGGCGUCCUUGGUGGAAGUGCUCCUCGGUGGUUUCGGUCUGCUGGGCCUCAUGCUACGCUUCAUCGGUCCGAUCACAGUGGCGUGCACCAUCUCCCUCAUCGGCGUCUCUCUGUUCAGGCUGCCCACCAUCUACUCACGGCCCAAUUUCAUCGUGGCCUUAAGGUAUAAGGCAUGUUCUUUUACAAAGGUGACCCGCGCUUACACAACAAGCAGUCUCCAAAUAGCGUUGGUCGUGAUGUAAUUAAGUGAACAGCUUUAUAGCACACCAAAUAACUGCCUCAGGUUGCUAAAGUAAUACAUUGAUGAUAAUGUGUUAUUUUCAAUUUUCAAAUUAUAUCUAUAGAAUAAAUAGACAAAGCUUGAAAGACAGAGUUAUGCAAUUAAUGAAACUUCGAAAAUAGUAUGUUUAAAUUUAUAACAUCCAUGCAGCCUGCAUCUCUCUUUAGUACUGUUAAAGAUACUUACUAAUAUCUUUGCCAGAUUCUUAUUAACUACAAAGAUGUGAUUUUAAAAAAAAAAUUAUUUAUUUUGGUUUCGUUUGGUUUGGUUUUGGUUUGGUUUGAUUCAGCACACUCAAAAGAUCCCGGAAAACGCUACAGAGCUCAACUAUGACUAACAGCUUAGUCUUAAGGACUGCUACUUUUUUUUGUAUGUUACUUUCUCAUGAAGGCUUCUUGCCGACACGUUCGUUGUUUUGUUGCGUUCUUUUUUUCAGGUUUUCCCAUGUUUUGUUUCAUUCAUUUCCUAGUCUUAAAGAGGUAUUUUAAUGGAUCGAAAUUUGCCAAUUUCUGGAUGAAAAAAUAUAAAUAAUAAGUUUGUUAUAUUUUCGAAUCGGUGCGAGAGGAAAAAAAAGGGCGGAUAAAUAGGAAACACCAGUUUGUACCUACAAAAAUGUAGGCUCUGAACAAUUCUAUAUUCUAUUGUUUAGAUAGUUUCUGUAUGAUUCUAGUUUUAAUAAAUUAUUUUUUCCCUUCACAUUCAUAUGUUAUAAAUUAAUUUUUUGUUUAAAAAGAAAGUUUUAAACUCGAUUUACUGCUUUAUUUAAUUUCCACAGCUGCAUGGUACUUGUCAUGAUCUUCAUACUCUACUUACCUAAGGUCAAAGUUCCAUUACCGAGGAUAGGCAAGGGGAGUAAGUCAAAACCGAGACCAAGAUUUGCAGUCUUCCAGCUGAUUCCCGUAAGUGUCUACAUCUCACUUUAUCGUCUCCCUUAAUUUUGAAGCCCCUUCGAUUUUGGCGAAGGAAAUUCCGGCCCUGGUGAUUGUGUCUUCAAUGUUAUUUCAUUUUUGACGUAAUGGCGUAAUACGACAUUGACGGCCUCCAUGUGUUCCAGAUUCUUCUUGGCGUCAUCAUCAUGUGGAUUGUUGUGUGGAUACUGACGCUGUGCAACGUGUUCACGGAUGACAAGAAGGACGAGGGGUACAUGGUGAGGGCCGAUGCCAAACUCGACAUCAUCCACAGCUCAGACUGGUUCCACUUUACAUACCCAGGUAGUUCUACAGUAAAAAACUGUUUUAAAAUUAAACUUCUAAAGUAAAUGUCAAAGUAAAAGCCAUUGCGAUCAUUGAACUGAAUGUCAUUCUUACUGCUGAAGUUGAAUCAAAUCAAAUCAAAUCAUUUAACGCCACUUGCCAAAACACAUAUCAUCUUUAAAUAAACAUUUAAAUAAUACAUUUAUUCUGGAUACCACAGAAUAAGUAGCAGAACAAGGUGUGCAAUCUUGAAAUGGAAAGACAGGACAAUAAAAGAAGAAAGUUUCGGCAGAGAGCCUUCCUCGGCAGACAGGAGAAAAAUUAUUUCUUCAAUUGUCUUGUGUGCAUCGGAAGGCUCUUAGCCAAAACGUUCGUCUUUCAUUGUCCCGUCCUCCUAUUUCAAGCUUCCACAUACCUUGCUCUGUUAGUUCCUUCACACGGCUUGAACGCAGUCCUUAAUUUAUUACACACAAGAAAUAAUAUGUUAUUCGACCAUGCACAUUGAAACAGAUAAUUGUGAUGGAGGUCUUAGAACACUCACCUUUAGAAGACUUAAAUUUAAUCUAGGAUUAAUGCUGAUAAAAAUUUAUUUAACUCAGGCAAUGUUAUUAAUUUUUUUUCCACAGUGGCUUGGGAAAUAAUUAUUUUAUAUACACGGUAGCCGAUUCUUUACCGUAAUUAUUUUGAAACUAUAAAUAAAAACAUGUUUUCCCAUGAAAUCCCCAAUUCAGAAUAAAAACAACAAUAACAACAACACAAACAAAUAAGAACUAUUUAAUACAAUUAUGAAUCUAAACCUGAAUGUUACCAAGAAGUCUUCUUAAAUUUCAUUAAAAAAAAUUCUUAGGUCAGUUUGGAUCGCCUAAGUUAAAUGUCGCCUUGACCAUUGGCUUCCUGGUGUCUUGCAUGAGCUCCGUGGUCGAGUCGGUGGGAGAUUACUACGCCGCACAGCAAGCCUGUGAGCUGUCCAAGGUCCCUGACCACGCCAUUUCCAGGGGGAUAUUGGUUGAGGGGAUCGGAAGCGUCAUAUCAGGAGCCGUGGGCGCUGGACAUGCGACAACGUCAUACAGCGGCAACAUUGCUGUGUUGACGUUGUCAAAGGUAAACUUUGGUGGUCAUCCGUUAACUCCAAAAUAGUGGUGGUCAUAUGUUAGCUUCACCAUAGUGGUGGUCAUAUGUUAGCUUUACCAUAGUGGUGGUCAUCUGUUAGCUUCACAAUAGUGGUUGUCAUCUGUUAACUUUACCAUAGUGGUGUCAUCUGUUAGCUUUACCAUUGUGGUGGUCAUCUGUUAGCUUUACCAUAGUGGUUGUCAUCUGUUAGCUUUACAAUAGUGUUGGUCAUCUGUUAGCUUUACCAUAGUGGUUGUCAUCUGUUAGCUUUACCAUAGUGGUGGUCAUCUGUUAGCUUUACCGUAUUGGUGGUCACUUGUUAGCUUUACCGUAGUGGUGGUCAUCUGUUAGCUUUACCGUAGUGGUGGUCAUCUGUUAGCUUUACCGUAGUGGUGGUCACUUGUUAGCUUUACCAUAGUGGUGGUCAUCUGUUAGCUUUACCGUAUUGGUGAUCACUUGUUAGCUUUACCAUAGUGGUGGUCAUGUGUUAGCUUUACCGUAGUGGUGGUCAUCUGUUAGCUUUACCAUAGUGGUGGUCAUCUGUUAGCUUUACCAUAGUGGUGGUCAUCUGUUAGCUUUACCAUAGUGGUGGUCAUUUGUUAGCUUUACCGUAGUGGUGGACAUCUGUUAGCGUUACUAUAGUGGUGGUCAUCUGUUAGCGUUACCGUAUUGGUGGUCACUUGUUAGCUUUACCAUAGUGGUGGUCACUUGUUAGCUUUACCAUAGUGGUGGUCACUUGUUAGCUUUACCGUAGUGGUGGUCAUCUGUUAGCUUUACCAUAGUGGUGGUCAUCUGUUAGCUUUACCAUAGUGGUGGUCAUCUGUUAGCUUUACCAUAGUGGUGUCACUUGUUAGCUUUACCAUUGUGGUGGUCACUUGUUAGCUUUACCGUAGUGGUGGUCAUCUGUUAGCUUUACCAUUGUGGUGGUCAUCUGUCAGCUUUAUCCAAGGUAAUGUUUGGUGGUUAUAUGUUAACUCUAUCCUAGAUAAAUUUCUGUGUUUAUGUGUUAACUUUAUCCAAGGUAAUCUUUAUCCUAGGUAAACUUUGGUGGUCAUCUUAUAAUAUGAAAUUUCUCCUCACACAUACUUUAUCCAAUGUUAAAACUUCCCAGUUCCAAUGACGAACCUCUAAUUUCUCUUGUUACAGACCGUUAGCCGUGUUGUCAUGUAUGUCGCCGGAGGACUCCUGAUCUUUGUCUCAUUGUUUGGCAAAGUGGGAGCAGCGCUGACGACCAUCCCGAAUCCAAUACUGGGUGAGUUAAACGUUUAGUGAUAGCCACAUGUUGGGCUCGUGCCAAGAAGGGCUUGAAAGAUGCCUUACGUGGCUUUUUCUGGAGCGUUCUUCCACUUCCAAAUGAAAGAAAAAUAAUUAUUAGCAUUAUGCAAACAUUUAUUCUUCUUAUCCCUUAGAUUCGACUUCAAAUUUUCAUAUUUUUCGUGGAUAUCGUUACACGUUCACUUGUUCAAGUGUAAUUUAAUAUCGGUGUUGUAUUUGGUAACGUCUCGUUGACAGGAGGGGUGUUGAUGAUCAUUGUGGGCACCCUGCUGUCCAUCGGGCUUUCCAGUCUGAGAGACGUGGACAUGACGUCAUCACGAAAUCUCCUGGUCGUGGGUUUGCCAUUCAUGGCUGGCAUUGUGGUACCUGCUGGCCUUGAGAUGUACCCCAAUCUUAUAAACACAGGUGAGAAAACGUUCAGAAUGUAUACCUUCUCUGCCCCUGUGGUACCUGCUGGGCCAAAUAAUAUGAUUAAACGUCAGAAUACAUUCAGAAUGUAUACCUUCUCUGCCCCUGUAGUACCUGCUGGCCCAAAUAAUAUGAUUAAACGUCAGAAUAAAUUCAGAAUGUAUACCUUCUGGCCCAAAUAAUAUGAUUAAACGUCAGAAUACAUUCAGAAUGUAUACCUUCUCUGCCCCUGUGGUACCUGCUGGCCCAAAUAAUAUGAUUAAACGUCAGAAUACAUUCAGAAUGUAUACCUUCUCUGCCCCUGUGGUACCUGCUGGCCCAAAUAAUAUGAUUAAACGUCAGAAUACAUUCAAAUUGUAUACCUUCUCUGCCCCUGUGGUACCUGCUGGCCCAAAUAAUAUGAUUAAACGUCAGAAUACAUUCAGAAUGUCUUACCCCAUCCUGUCAUUACUGUACCAGCUGGCCUAGAGAUUCACUCCAAUCUCAUAAGUACGUCCGCAAACCACAUUCAUUUUAAUUAGUGUCAACAGGGAUAUAGUGUAUUUAAUGGCAAUCAAUAGCUAUUUUUCUAUCUAGAAAAAAUCUUAGACUGAGUCCAAGUGCAUAUAAAACAUCGUCACAAUAAGACUAGAUCGGAUUUAAUCUUUCUGCAAGUUUGUAGUGAGCAAAGUCUACAAGCAAAGAAAAUAUCUUAUUACCUGACAAUUAAAUAUUCAAUUUUCGGAACCUAUUUGAAUCUUAAAAUAAACUCAUCUCCAUUUUAAAGCCCUCUCUAUGACAUACAUAUCUCUGAAAUAUACACACAUUUUUCUCUGAAAUAAAACCGUAUCUGUUAAACGCCCAUCUCUCGUAGAAACUUCUUGUAUAAACAUGUAAAAUCUAUUUUUGUAUGAAGCAAUCUUUCUCUAUAAAUCCAAUGAAAAACGAAUCGCCUACAUACAUACUUCUCUCGUAUGAACCCAUGGCAUAACACCAUGUUAUAUAAACACCGUCAUUGAUCCCUUAUCUGAUAAAACACCGUCAUUGAUCCCUUAUCUGAUAAAACACCAUCUCUGAUAAAACACCAUCUCUGAUAUAACACCAUCCCUGAUGUAACACCAUCUCUGAUAAAACACCAUCCAUGAUAUAACACCAUCUCUGAUAAAACACCAUCUCUGAUAAAACACCAUCUCUGAUAAAACACCAUCUCUGAUAAAACACCAUCUCUGAUAUAACACCAUCCUUGAUAAAACACCAUCUCUGAUAAAACACCAUCCAUGAUGUAACACCAUCUCUGAUAAAACACCAUCCAUGAUGUAACACCAUCUCUGAUAAAACACCAUCCAUGAUGUAACACCAUCCAUGAUAUAACACCAUCUCUGAUAAAACACCAUCUCUGAUAAAACACCAUCUCUGAUAAAACACCAUCUCUGAUAAAACACCAUCUCUGAUAAAACACCAUCUCUGAUAAAACACCAUCUCUGAUAUAACACCAUCUCUGAUAAAACACCAUCUCUGAUAAAACACCAUCCAUGAUAUAACACCAUCUCUGAUAAAACACCAUCUCUGAUAAAACACCAUCUCUGAUAAAACACCAUCUCUGAUAUAACACCAUCCCUGAUGUAACACCAUCUCUGAUAUAACACCAUCCAUGAUAUAACACCAUCUCUGAUAAAACACCAUCUCUGAUAAAACACCAUCUCUGAUAUAACACCAUCUCUGAUAAAACACCAUCCAUGAUGUAACACCAUCUCUGAUAAAACACCAUCUCUGAUAAAACACCAUCUCUGAUAUAACCCAAUCUCUGAUAAAACACCAUCUCUGAUAUAACACAAUCUCUGAUAAAACACCAUAUCUGAUAUAACACCAUCUCUGAUAUAACACCAUCUCUGAUAUAACACCAUCUCUGAUAUAACACCAUCUCUGAUAUAACACCAUCUCUGAUAUAACACCAUCUCUGAUAAAACACCAUCUCUGAUAUAACACCAUCUCUGAUAAAACACCAUCUCUGAUAAAACACCAUCUCUGAUAUAACACCAUCUCUGAUAAAACACCAUCUCUGAUAUAACACCAUCUCUGAUAAAACACCAUCUCUGAUAUAACACCAUAUCUGAUAUAACACCAUCUCUGAUAUAACACCAUCUCUGAUAUAACACCAUCUCUGAUAUAACACCAUCUCUGAUAUAACACCAUCUCUGAUAUAAUACCAUCUCUGUUAUAACACCAUCUCUGAUAUAACACAACGUCUGAUUUAAAACAAUACCCGAUGGAGCACGAUCUCUGUUAAAACACACUUUCUGGCUGUCGCAAACUCAUUGUAUCGGUAUCUGGUUGUCUUCUUGCAGGCGUGGAGGAAGCAGACAGGACGAUCAACGUCAUUCUCGGCACUCCGAUGUUUUUGGGAGGAUUUCUGGCAAUGUUUCUGGACAACACGGUUCCAGGU
Messenger RNA from Lymnaea stagnalis (great pond snail), 8645 nucleotides. The record is from the annotation of a GenBank genome assembly. NCBI's taxonomy places the organism in Eukaryota, Metazoa, Mollusca, Gastropoda, Lymnaeidae.